Molecule: messenger RNA, 3638 nt
Organism: Stegodyphus dumicola
Lineage: Eukaryota; Metazoa; Arthropoda; Arachnida; Araneae; Eresidae
Product: serine/arginine-rich splicing factor 7-like
Molecular function (GO): zinc ion binding; RNA binding
Source: RefSeq, a predicted model, not a curated record
UAACAACCAAUGAAGAUAUGAUCACAUCAUGUGAUCAAGAAAGACAUAAAACUGGAGCUGUCUUAAAACACCUCAACGUUUUUGAAUUUCUUCGAAAGCGACGCCGCUUAUAGCGUUCUUUGUUGAAUUGAGUUAAACUUGUCAAUUGGAAGUGCAUAAUGUCAAGAUAUAGAGACAGUGGUUGCCCACCAGAUUGCAAAGUAUAUGUUGGAGAUUUGGGAAACAGUGGAACGAAACAUGAAAUAGAAGAUGCAUUUAGUUAUUAUGGCCCUUUAAGAAAUGUGUGGGUUGCUAGAAACCCACCUGGGUUUGCAUUUGUUGAAUUUGAAGAUUCACGGGAUGCUAGGGAUGCAGUCAGAGCUCUUGAUGGAAAAUUAUUAUGUGGCCGCAGAGUGAGAGUAGAGCUGUCAACUGGACGUACACGAAAUUCUUUCAGAGGUCCACCGCCUCGUCCAUUCCAUCCUGAUGAUCGCUGCUAUGAUUGUGGUGAAAGAGGUCAUUAUGCAAGAGAUUGUAAACGUGUGAGCAAAAGGUCACCUGUUAGGAAUCGUCGUACUAGAUCACGUUCCCGUGGUCGUUCUGUAAGCCGAAGUCGUUCCAAGUCAGUGAGCAGAACUCCUAGCCGAAGUCGCAGUGUUAGCCGAAGUCGUUCCAGGAGCAGAAGCAAAUCUGGAUCUCGUGGGAGGCAGUGAUCUGACUGGUUUGAAGACUUUACAGCAUACUCUGCUGUUAUUCAAUUAUAAAUGUAAUAUUCAGUAUUUAUGUACUGUGUUUGCUUGUAGCACUGUGAUGCACUAAUUGUGUUUCUUUGUUACAUUUGUUGUUUUAGGUUUUACUGUAAUGUAUUUUAAAGAGAAGUAAAUUUCUGAUUCCAUGAGCAUAUGCUCAUUUUGAAAUCAGAUUUGAGUCAUUUUAAGGGCCCAAAAGACCUAUUAUAUUUUUAAAUAUAAUGUUUGCAUUUGUUUUUCUUUUAUGCAUUAUUAAGUAUUAUAUAUUCAUAUUUUAAAGUUAAAUUUAGAGUUUUAGGUAGGUAGUUUUUCUGUGUAUGGUGUAAAUGGGGAUUUAUAAAAAAUUCUACAUUCUAAUGUAGCUCUAUAUUUUUAAAAUUAAAAGUUAUGAGAGGUGAGAUGAUUUAUCCAAAUUUGAUUUGUGCCAAAAGUGUGAAAGGUGAUUUAUGUAUUAAUUUAGUUUAAUGCAUUGUUCCUCAAAUGAUUAAAUAGUUUUGUAUUUAUUCAAUAAAAAAACUUCAACUUGCACUUCCUCUCCCUUCUUGAAAAAUAUUUUUAAAUUUUGGCAAAGUGAAUUCGUCAAUAUAGCUAAAUAAAGAAAUGUUUAAAUAAAGCAGUAUAAUUCACAAAAGUAUAGGAAUCCUUUUAUUUUGGUCGUGAACAGCUUUUCUUUUUAACUUAUAUACUUGUUUUUUAUGCAUUUAAUGUGAAAUUCUGGGAUGAUAAGGCAUUUUAUUCUUUCAAUGUAUAAUUUUUUUUUUUUUUUUUUUUUCUUAUGUACAAAUGUAUUCAUCAGGAAUUUGAAAAUUUCUUUCAAAAACAAGGAUUAAUCAAAUAAUACUGCGUAUGUUUUAACUAGUGCUUUGUAUUGCUAUUUCUGAUUCAUUUUCAUGAUAUAAGCUUCUAAAGCCCUUCUUCGGCUUUUUUUACAUCAAAAUUUUUCAUGUUGUUUUAUAAUAUUGAUUGUGGGCAAUCUGAUUUAAAUUAUCCUUUAUGUAUAAUAAAUCCAUGUAACUUUGCAAAUAUGAAUGAAAUAUUGUUCUUGGUAUAAUUCCUUGCUGUCAGUAUCAAAUUAUCAAGCAUUGGCAGAAAUGCAGCUAAAUUAAUCAGCAUUUUAAAUAGCUUGAUAAAAUUGUUCUCAGCUAUAAUCUCUCCUGCAAGUAAGUAUUGUAACAGAGUACUUGCAGGAGUAUUGCAAUACUAUCGUGAGUUUUACUAUAAUAAUGAAAAUGUUAUUUACUAUGUUAAUCUUCAAGAUUAUUUUUAAAAGGAACAGUGAAACCGAAUAUUUUUAUUCUUAUUUUUGCAUGUUUCUCAUCUGUUGAUUUAAAGUAUUUGAUCAGGGGCUGCCAGCCGGGGGGGGGGAGAUGCAGUCAAUCUGUUGUUAAGCUAUUUAGUUUUAAUUUGUGAAUAUAAAAUAGCUACUUUUGUUCAAGUUUUGGUAUUUACCAAUAUUUUUUAUACUUUUUGUUGUUUAACUUAUUAAACAUGUUAAAGUAUAAUUGAAAUAUAGAUAAAUGUAUAUAUGAAUUUUUUCAACUUUGGAAAGGAGUGGAGAAUGAUCUAGCAAUGAUGAAAAAGGUUCAUGGAGCCAAAAAAAAGUUGAGAACCACUGUGUUCUAUAUUUUGAUUUUCAGUAAAGAUAACUUUUAAUUAUAUUUUAUUCUAUACCUUUAUGCAAAGUUUGGGAGGGAGGAGCAUCCUAUGUAUGUACUGUGGGAUUCAAGCUCUGUUUGACCAGUGGUUAGAGUAUUAUUUGAAUAUGUGUGCUAACUAACUAUAACUAAGUACUCAUUGAUCAAAUGAACCCUUUUGGACAGCCAAGUGUAGUCUAUAAAAUGCUCUAAGAACUAAAAGUUCUGACUUAAAACUCAGAUCUGUGAGCUCUCUAUGUUAGAAAAAUCAUGAAUACACUUGGAGUAAAUCUAUCUACCCAUUUACAGUGAUGUCAUCCCAUACCAUGCACCUACAAGUACCAUAGUGGUUGAUCAGUUUAUCUAACAUUAGAGGGAAGAAUUCAUAUUUUUGUCACCGAAGAACAGACACAUGCUCAUUAAUCUUUGGUAAGACUGCUUUCUCUAGCAGUUCAAAUGGGUACAUAUUUAAGAAGAGAAAUAAAUGCAGAUCAUUUAUUUCAUUGCAUAAAGAUCUACCCUUCAAGUCUUCAGUAAAUUCAAGGUUUCCGAAGUCAAAGAGGGUUUUGAAAUUGCUUCCUGGAUAUAUACUCUCUUAUUGGGAGAAGCAUCAAUCCAUUAGGUGGCAGCUUUUUUGAUGCAAUGCGAUUCUUAGGCAUUUUUGUUUUGGAACAUUUUCAAAAUAUAACUUUUCUGAAGAACCUUCAAUUAUAUUUUGCUUCAGUUGAAAUAAUCUCACUUCUUAUUGGCAAUUUGAAAUAGAAUUUUAAAUGUUGGGAAUAUUAUUAUCCACUGGCACAUAUAUUAUUCAGUUGCUAUAAUCCAUUAAGAGCUUUUAUGCAUGUCUUGAUAAGAGCUAAGGUGUGACUGAUUUUUUCAAAUGCAUUACUUGCCUCUUUUUUCCCAAAAUAAUUAGAUUUUUUAUUCUUAAAGAAAGAUUUGGGUGUUUUUUUUUUUUUUUUUUUUUUUUUUUUUUUUUUUUUUUUUUUCAUUUUAAUGACAGCAAUGUGUUUUAUGCAUGGACCUUAUAAGAAAUAGAUCAACCCAAAUGAGUUUUCUCCCUUGCCCUGGCGCAUUCCCGGCUGUUACCUUGACCACAUCAUGACUUGCAGAAGCUUAACAGUAGUUAGCUAAUGCAACAUGUAUACGUUUCAAGAAAAAGCUGGUGAUAGUUCCUCCUUUCACAAAUUAGAAUUUUUGAUAUUUUUAUUUUUCAAACUGAGAUUGAUUUUUAAAAAAUAACAUGUUUAUCAAGCAUAAUUAAUGUUCUAAAUAA